Molecule: messenger RNA, 1899 nt
Organism: Microsporum canis CBS 113480
Lineage: Eukaryota; Fungi; Ascomycota; Eurotiomycetes; Onygenales; Arthrodermataceae
Product: VHS domain-containing protein
Exons: 8
Coding region: 1-1899 (632 amino acids)
Biological process (GO): protein transport to vacuole involved in ubiquitin-dependent protein catabolic process via the multivesicular body sorting pathway; Golgi to vacuole transport; Golgi to endosome transport
Cellular component (GO): trans-Golgi network
Molecular function (GO): ubiquitin binding; phosphatidylinositol binding
Source: RefSeq, a predicted model, not a curated record
AUGGCGGCCAGGGACCGCUUCAGCGCCUACCUUGAGCCACCUGUACAGUCCACGCUACAGCGAUAUAUACAUAAUGCGUGCGAUCCGCAGAAUUAUGAACCGAACUUGGCUCUUAAUCUCGAAGUGGUGGAUUUGAUAAAUACAAAGAGGGGAAAUGCACCUCGUGAGGCUGCGAUGACCAUAGUCCAGCUAAUUAACUCUCGGAAUGCGAAUGUUGCUAUGCUAGCCCUUGCUCUUCUUGAUAUAUGUGUUAAAAACUGCGGAUACCCCUUUCAUCUCCAGAUCAGCACAAAGGAGUUCCUGAACGAAUUAGUCCGAAGAUUCCCCGAACGACCGCCCAUCAGACCUUCAAGAGCACAGCAGAGAAUCCUCGAAUCGAUUGAAGAAUGGAGACAGACAAUAUGUCAGACCUCAAGAUACAAGGAUGACCUAGGGUUCAUCCGCGACAUGCACCGUCUUCUUCUCUACAAGGGUUACAUGUUCCCGGAAAUUCGCCGUGAGGAUGCAGCCGUCUUGAAUCCUAGUGAUAACCUUCAAUCUGCCGAGGAAAUGGAAGAGGAAGAGAGGAUUGCUCAGUCAGCGAAAUUGCAAGAACUAAUACGCAGAGGAAACCCGGAUGACCUUCGAGAGGCAAACAGGCUGAUGAAAAUAAUGGCGGGAUAUGAUACACGACACCGGACGGACUAUAGGGCAAAGGCAGCAGAGGAAGUCUCGAGAGUUCAAGAGAAGGCUAAAUUACUCGAAGAGAUGCUGGAGAAUUUCAAGCCUGGAGAUAAACUAACGGAAGGAGAUGUGUAUGAGGAACUUGCAAGCGCUCUCCAGAAUGCACAUCCCAAAAUACAAAAGAUGUGUGAGGAUGAAUCUGAGGACAACGAGGCUGUGUCGAAACUCUUGGAAAUUAACGAUAGCAUACACCGAACGGUGCAAAGAUACAAACUGAUUAAAGCUGGUGAUGUAACUGGAGCAUCUAAUAUACCCAAGGGAACUCUAGGGACGAGUACGGGCGUGAAGAAGAAUGCCGCUAAUGAGCUCUCUCUGAUCGACUUUGGAGGCGAAGAGGAGCAGCCAUCUUCUUCUAACGGCGGCGCAACUUCCAAGCUAUCUACAUCCACGCUUGAGGGUGACUUGCUAGGCCUGUCCUUCCAAGACGAGCCUCAAGGCGGUGUUGCGCUUCCUCUAGGACCAACUGAUGGCCCCUCGUCGGCCCCUUUUGCAAAAUCUCCAUCGAUACCUUCAACUUUCACACAAAAACCCAUAUCCCCUCAAGCCGACCCAUUUGCUGCCAUAACUUCCGGGGACUCCCGGACGUCUUCGCCAUUCAAUAAACUUCAGAGCUCAUCUUCAUCAAAUGCUCUUUCUUCAUUGCUAGAUCUUGGACAGCUGGCACCAGGUCCAGCUACUACUGCAAAUACUCCUUCCCAUACUCUAAGCCAGCCACAGCCACAACCAUCAAGCCAAGCCAAACAAGUGGCUUCAGGUCAAAACUCUGAGGCAGACGACGAAUGGACGUUCUCGUCAGCCCUUCCAGAGGAAACGCUUCCCUCUCAGAAUACGGUGGAAGUCCUCAAUACCACCAUAGGGAUAAAAAUGCAGGUCAAACGCCUUCCUGGCGAAAAUCGGAUACACGGCCUUGUAUCAUUCUCGAACAACACGUCUCAGCCUAUAUCGGAACUACAUUUUCAAAUUGCCAUUGAGAAGGCUUAUUCCCUACAACUCCGGCCGCAGUCUGGUCGGAAUAUUGCACCACAUCAGAAGAUUGGAGUCCAGCAGCAACUGCAGAUGGACGGAGUAGAGCUUGGCAAGGGUAACUCAGUCAGGCUUCGUUAUAAGGUAUCUUACAAGAUUGGACAAGAACUAAAUGAGAAUGAUGGAUUGGUGCCAUCGUUAGGCAUCUCUUAG